AGACAACACAAUAAUCAUUUUUGUUGUCUACUUUUCUUCUUCACGAAUUACGAAGCAUAAUAAUAACCAAAAUCAGAUUAAUAGAAAGAAAAAAAAAAGAACUCUAGGGUUCGAAUUAUAUUCCACACUCUCUCUCUCUCUCUUGUAAUUUUUAUUUUUUUGAGUUGUCAAAUUUUAUUUUUUUUUUUGUCUUCUGGGUGUCCGUCUCCCCACCUUCCUUCAAUCUGUGUAAAACCAAACCGGGGAAAUAUCAUUUCAAAUUCUGAUAAUUCCCCCAGGUAUUCCGAAGCCCAACGGUUUAUUGAAUCACCCACCCCCGGAAAACGAAAACAACAAUAAUUUAUUAUCACAAGUUUCAGGAAUUUCGUUUUCCCGGGAAAAUUUCAGCUCGUCUCUUCAGCUUCAAAAUCUUCCAGGAUAUUGUUUCUUCGUAUUAUUUGAUCCGGUAAGGGUUGUGGGAAGGUAAUCCGGGAAGGGAAAUAUAUUUAGAGCGGCAGGUGUGGGUGUACGGAACCUCUUCCUUUUUUUACCCCCAAUUUGAUAUUAUUCUUUUAUGGAGUGACAUUUCAAAUUGCUAUAUUUGUGAAAAUUUAUUGCUGCGGAGGUUUAAUUUGGGGAUUUAGCGGUUGAGUUUGAAUGCAAGUUUGGAAAUGGAUUCAGAUUUCACAACAACAUCCACAAGUUUCGUCAAGUGUUGCGAUUGUGGUUGUAGUUGUUCCCCGAUCAUGAACAGGUCUUUUUCUGGCACCAUGCUUCGUUCUGUUAAGAGGAAAUUGGAUGAAUUCGAGGAAGAGAAGAAUAAGUUCUCUAUUCCAGGAUUCGUUUUACCUCAGAAUGCUCGUGUUGAAGUUGAAAAUGAAUGUGUGGCACUGCGUGAGAUGGUAGCCAAUCAGCAGCAAAACAUUGAGGACCUCUCUGCUGAGUUGGACGAGGAAAGGAAUGCGUCCUCAUCUGCUGCUAAUGAGGCCAUGUCUAUGAUAUUAAGGCUGCAGAGGGAAAAGGCUGAGAUUCAGAUGGAGUUACGGCAGUUCAAAAGGUUCACCGAGGAGAAAAUGGCACAUGAUCAACAAGAGCUUUUGGCUUUGGAGGAUUUGUUGUACAAGAGGGAACAGGCCAUUCAAUCACUAACAUGUGAGGUACAAAUGUAUAAACACAGGAUGCUGAGUUAUGGCUUCCCAGAUGUUGAGGCUGACGGAGGCAAAUCAGUGAAUGGCACAAUCACACGGAACAAUAGCGUGCUUGAAAACCUUGAUGGACAGUUUGAAUUUCCCACGUAUGAUUACCCCCCUCUUAAAUGCAAUCUGAAUGAGAAUCAGAUUUAUUCAGAGGCUGAUAAUGAAGUUGUGGAUGUUGAAAAGUAUGCAUUUGGGGAAACUCCACGGUCUCGGGAUCAGCUGAAAGAUUUGGAGUACAGAAUCAAUCAAUUGGAGAGAAGCCCCCGGAGUAGUCAGCCAGAAGGGGAAUUUAUGGGCCCAAAAACUGUCCUUGAAAAAGUCAUAGUUGGUUAUUCUCCAAGAAGGAAUCGGCAUGCAAGGAAGUUCUCAACUGACAGUACUAGUUCAUUCCCUGCAAAUGGUAGAGAAAUGGGUCCUGAUUUUACUGCUGAUUCUCCCAAGUUUGGUGGCAGUUUCAGGAAGACAGACUUUUCACAGACGGAGGAAUUUUCUAAUUCGAAAAAGGUUGACAAUGUCUCAGAUGUUGGAGAUGACAUGAGUGACAGAGUUUACACUAUUGAUUCAGUUUAUCCUGGGGUGACCCAUUUUAAUGGUGAUAGAGAACCCAAAGCUUCUGUUGCUGUUGGUGAUGAUUAUAUGACAACUCCUCGGGGUUCAAUGUCAAAUAACAAUAUAGGGGACCCAGAAAUACAGAAGCUCUACAUGAGACUUCAGGCACUUGAGGCUGAUAGGGAAUCAAUGAGGCAGGCCUUAAUUUCUAUGAGGACAGACAAAGCACAAUUAAUACUCUUGAAGGAGAUAGCACAGAAUUUAUGCAAGGAAAUGUCACCGGCGCGAAGGCCACCUCCGAGGAAGCCAUCUUUGAUUGGGAGCUUGUCCUUUAUCUCUAUUAUUAAGUGGAUCGUGUCUGUUGUGUUCUGGAGAAAGAAAGCACGCCGAUGCAAGUGAGUGUUUCAUAUUGCUAACAAUCAAUUUAACUGAGAUAUCAAAUAGUGGGCGAUUUGAUUGUAGAGGUCUUUUUUUGCGGGGUAGUUAUUACAUGGUUGGUUUGUGGGUGUAAAAUGUGGAUGACCAAAAUCAAAAAUACGAGUAAGAAAGAAAGGGAAAAAAAGGAAAAGCUGGGAUGAAAUUAAAGGAAAAAAGAGAAGGCAAGGGAAGGACAGGACCAUACAAGACUAACUAGUUAGAUGUUUGUCAUAUUUAUAAAUCUAUUUUGUUUUGGUUCAUCAGCUAACUCUUUUUGAUUUUAUUUUCAGGUAUAUGUUUGGGUUGUCAGGCAACAAUGCAGGCUUGUUGAUGCUCUUAGACAAGGGACCACAUGUGGGAAAGUGGAGAUGUCUUUCAAGUACACAAUUAUAGCACCUGCUUUGAUGUCCUAUCCAUCUUCGGAGCCUUAGCUAAGAAAGUGAACAUAGAGUGGCAAUCUCAUUGAGUUUUGUCCAUUGUUGGAGUUUACAUCCCUUGCUUGAUUCGUGAUGCUGCAAAAUUUGGAUUUGAGUUGUUUUGUGCAGUUGUCUUUGGUACUUCAUUGUUUCGAGAUCCAACUCACUGUUGGUUAAUCAGCAAGAAUUGUCAUUACAGUAUGGCCAGCCUUGCAUGCGUUCAGUUGGUUUGGUGUAAGUUUAGCUUGUGAUGCUUGUCUGAUAGGUUGCUUUUGUACAGUGCCAAUUGUGUAUUGAUUUGCCGAUAAAAUAUGAUAGUCCAUUCUUUUCCUCCUAAAACACUUCAUUUAAUCGUUCCAUUCAAGGAGUAUGAAAUUGUGAAUACAUCAUGGCUGUUACUUGUUAGCCUAGCCAAUUGCAAAUUGAAAGUAGAGUGGAAUCUGCUUGCGUUUUUUGUCCAUUGUUCCCUUGCUUAAUUCGUAGUGAGUGAUGUUGCUAAUAUGGAUUUGAGUUGUUUUGUGCAGACUUGUAUCAAGUUUGACGCUUUAUAGUGUUUCCAGAUUCAGAAAAAAACUGUGUUGUUUAAUCAGCAAAACUUGUCAUUACAGUAUGACCGGCCUUGCAUGCAUGCCUGGUCAUACGGUUUAGUGUAGGUUUAGGCUUGCAAGAAAAUUCCCGUCUGUUAGGCUACUUAUUUACUGCACCAUUUGUGCAGUUGCGAGAAAAUUCUUGUCUGUUAGGCUGCUUAUUUACUGCAACAUUUGUGCUUAUUGCCGAUGAAAUGUGAUAGUUCC
Molecule: messenger RNA, 3351 nt
Organism: Oldenlandia corymbosa var. corymbosa
Lineage: Eukaryota; Viridiplantae; Streptophyta; Magnoliopsida; Gentianales; Rubiaceae
Source: the annotation of a GenBank genome assembly